Ficedula albicollis (Collared flycatcher) is the source of this 1996-nucleotide messenger RNA. RefSeq names its product SKI/DACH domain containing 1 (gene SKIDA1). Lineage: Eukaryota; Metazoa; Chordata; Aves; Passeriformes; Muscicapidae. The record is from RefSeq and is a predicted model, not a curated record. Bases 32 to 1975 code for a protein of 647 amino acids. The transcript has 3 exons.
UGCAAAUGCUGGGAAUAAUUUAAUUCACGAAAUGGGAGACCUGAAGUCGGGUUUUGAAGAGGUGGAUGGCGUGAGGCUCGGCUACCUCAUCAUUAAAGGAAAGCAAAUGUUUGCACUCUCCCAGGUUUUUACAGACCUGCUCAAAAACAUCCCGCGAACUACCGUGCACAAGCGAAUGGAUCAUUUAAAAGUAAAAAAACAUCAUUGCGACUUGGAGGAGUUGAGGAAACUCAAAGCCAUCAACUCCAUCGCUUUCCACGCCGCCAAAUGCACCCUGAUCUCCAGAGAGGACGUGGAAGCCCUAUACACAUCCUGCAAAACCGAACGGGUUCUUAAAACGAAACGGAGGAAACUAAGCCGGGCGCUGUCUGCCACGGAUCUGCGGCCGGAGCUCGCUCCCGCCGACCCCUUCUCCGGCUUCUGGAAGGAGAACAAACUUUGGCUGGGUCUGAGCGACUCUCCUCGGCCGCUGCUGCCCGUCCGGAGGAAAGCUCUGCGCCCGGGGGACACAGCCUUGCUACCGGCCGCUCAUCUACCUCACAUUUUUAGUAAAUACACUGGCCACAGCUACCCAGAAAUCGCUCGGGCGCCUUGCAAAUCCCCCGUAAACUAUGAAACGGCGCCGGCGGUGGGCGGCUGCGUGCCCCUGCGCUCCCGCCGCCCGCUCGCCUCCGCGGCGCGGCCCCGGCUUCCGACCCCCCAGGAGGAGGACAGCACCUCGGACUCCGACUCCAGCUCGGUCUCCAGCCAGGUUUCGGUGCAGAGCAUCCGCUUCAGGCGCACCAGCUUUUGCAGCCCGCCCGGCGUAGUCCACGCCAACUUCUUGUACCAUCUGCCCGCUCCGGCGCUGCGCUGCUCCGGCGGCCUGGGGAGCUGCUUCGCGGAGAUAAGAGACGAUAGGGUAUCCGAACUCACAUUCCCACACUCUGAAUUUUCCAAUAAUGCCAAGAGUACUGACCUAACAAUUAACUGUGUUGCAAAGGGGGCCUCUUCACCUAGCCCAAAGACAAACAAUGCAUUUCCACAACAAAGAAUACUCAGAGAGGCAAGGAAAUGCCUUCAAGCAACUACUACACACCGUGCAGAUAACAAUACAAUAGCUGCUAGGUUUUUAAAUAAUGAUUCUUCAUCAGCGGCAGCAAAUUCAGAGAAAGAUUCCAAAAUCCUUCAUUGUAUUGAAUUUGCCACGGAUUUGCCCUCUUUACAAACUGAUCCUGCGGAGGAUGCUGCUUCUCCAGGGGCAGCAGCAGCAGCUGAGCUCCAGUGCACUGAUACAGGCAAUAAGGCAUUGCCAUUCCUGCACAGCAUUAAAAUCAAAAUAGAGGACAGCAGUGCGAACGACGAGUAUGAGCCUGAUCUUACAACACAUAAGCUAAAGUGUGAGUGCAAUGAUACUAAGGAUGAGUUUUACGGUGUGACUGAGAGUAAUAACCAGGACGCUUUAUUAACAGCCAAGGAAGAUUCUGCAUGCACUGAGAAAGAAACCACUUCCUUAAACCCACUGACUCAGAGUCAGGUCCUCUCAUGCACUUUAGGUACUCCAAAACCUGAGGAUGGGGAGUAUAAAUUUGGAGCAAGGGUGAGAAAAAAUUACAGGACACUGGUUUUGGGAAAGCGACCUGUACUGCAGACUCCUCCAGUCAAACCAAAUUUGAAAUCAGCUCGAAGCCCACGUCCUACAGGUAAAAUCGAGACACAUGAAGGAACACUGGAUGAUUUUACAGUUAACAAUAGACGCAAAAGGGUAGCCAGCAAUGUAGCAUCAGCAGUGAAAAGGCCAUUUAAUUUCAUGGCAAAUUUUCCCUGUCCACCAUCACUAAUUAUUGGCAAUGAUGGGGAUUUGUUGCCAGCUUAUUCCUUAAACACCACUAAGGAUUCCCAACCACCUCACAAGGCCCAUCCUGUAUGGAAAUGGCAGCUGGGCGGUUCUGCAAUACCUCUUCCACCUAGCCACAAAUUCAGGAAAUUUAAUUAAUAAAGUAGUUUGGAAAAUAUU